ACAAAGCCCAAGAACACCUUUAGUUUAGCUGAGUAGUUCUACUUAAGCUUGUGUACUACAGACACAUUACUGGUGAUGGGUGCGAUUUGGAAAAUAGUUAUGUCUCUCUUCAUUACUGUCGUGCAAAUUCAAGCCAUCAGUCAUAAAUCAACAAGAGUGACCGGGGUGGAAGGUCAGAGAUUUGACUUCAGAUGUAUGUAUCCAGGCAGCCAGUGGCACAACACAAAGUACUUUUGUUAUAAAGACGACUGCAUAUCCAACUCUAUCCUGAUAAUGACAAACAAACACAACCAGUGGGUUACAAAUGGUCGGUUCUCUCUGUACGACAACUCCACGGGAGCCGUCUUCAUAGUCCGGGUGGCUGAACUCAUACUUGAGGACAGCAGAACCUACUGGUGCGCAGUGAACAGCAGCUUACACCCAGACAGCAUUAGUGAGAUUCAACUGAAUGUUUUGCCAGCAACAACAGCAAUCCUGACAGGAACAUCCAGACGCUACACAACUACAGGUGAAAUCCUUCCACUCAGCUUUAAAGUGGACAAGCUUCACCUGCCGUUGUUCCUGACUGCACUGAUGUGUGUUUCAGCACUACUGUUUAUGUGUCUCUUUUCAAUGAGUCUGAUGCUGCUGGGUGCCAGACACCACAGCUCUAGACCACGCCACAACACUGAGACAUCCUCGGACUAUGAGACGAUGAUGCCCGGUGUCAGAAAUGAACCAGAGCUGUGCAGUCAUCCCUCAGCUUUACCGCCCCCACCUGACCUCUGCUCCCACGUCACAUCAAAGUACCAGGAAUCCACUGUCAGUGUGGGCCACUAUGAGAGCGUGGAUUUAGACGAAGCGGCACACAUCUGCCACUACCAACAUCUGGAUCUCAGCCUGCUGGAGGAGCACAUCUACCACAGCCUUCAUACAAACAGCGAACCUAAAGAAGCAUCUGUAGAAGUGAAAACACAGGAUACUGGCACAAAUGUCACAAUGUUUUCUGAGUCACAAAAAAGUGACUGA
This is a messenger RNA of Thalassophryne amazonica, 1008 nucleotides long. RefSeq lists its product as uncharacterized. NCBI's taxonomy places the organism in Eukaryota, Metazoa, Chordata, Actinopteri, Batrachoidiformes, Batrachoididae. The coding region runs from base 76 to 1008 and encodes 310 amino acids. The transcript is spliced from 6 exons. The record is from RefSeq and is a predicted model, not a curated record.